CGCGUACGUCGCUAGGGUUCGGCUGCGUCCGUCCCGCCGCUCGCCCGUUGCCGCCGCCGCCGCCGCCGUCGCCGUCGCCGCGCUCUCGCUUCGCCGGCCGCCGCCUAAGGGGGGCUGGGGCCGGGCCAAGCUGCCGCCACUGUUGCCGGAAUGCCGCGGGUGUACAUCGGCCGCCUGAGCUACCAGGCCCGGGAGCGCGAUGUGGAGCGCUUCUUUAAGGGCUACGGGAAGAUCCUGGAGGUGGAUCUGAAGAACGGAUAUGGGUUUGUGGAGUUUGAUGAUCUGCGUGAUGCAGAUGAUGCUGUUUAUGAACUAAACGGCAAAGACCUUUGUGGUGAGCGAGUAAUUGUUGAGCAUGCCCGCGGCCCACGUCGAGACGGCAGUUACGGUUCUGGACGCAGUGGAUAUGGUUACAGAAGAAGUGGCCGAGAUAAGUACGGCCCUCCUACCCGCACAGAGUACAGACUUAUCGUGGAGAAUUUGUCAAGUCGGUGCAGCUGGCAAGACCUAAAGGAUUAUAUGCGUCAGGCGGGAGAAGUGACCUAUGCAGAUGCUCACAAGGGCCGUAAAAAUGAAGGGGUGAUUGAAUUUGUGUCUUACUCCGACAUGAAAAGAGCUUUGGAAAAGUUAGAUGGAACUGAAGUCAAUGGCAGAAAAAUCAGAUUAGUCGAAGACAAGCCCGGUUCCAGACGCCGCAGGUCCUAUUCCAGGAGCCGGAGUCACUCCAGGUCUCGUUCCCGGAGCAGACAUUCUCGUAAGAGCAGAAGCCGAAGCGGCAGCAGCAAAAGCAGUCAUUCGAAGAGCAGAUCUCGGUCCAGGUCGGGCUCCCGUUCCCGGAGCAAGAGCCGCAGCCGCAGCCAGAGCCGCAGCCGCAGCAAGAAGGAGAAAAGCCGGAGCCCCAGCAAGGACAAGAGCCGCAGCCGCAGCCGCAGCGUGGACAAGCGCCGCAGCAAGAGUAAAGACCAGGCCGAAGAGAAGAUCCAGAACAGCGACAACGCCGGCAAGUCCAAGAGCCGGAGUCCCAGUCGGCACAAAAGCAAGAGUAAAAGUCGAAGCAGGAGUCAGGAGAGGCGAGCGGAGGAGAAGCGGGCGAGCGUGAGCAGAAGCAGAAGCAAGGAGAAGAGCCGGAGCCAGGAGAAGGGCCUGCACAAGAGCCGCAGCCGCAGCCGCAGCCGCAGCAAAGGAGGCAGCCGCAGCCGCAGCCGCAGCAAAAGCAAGGACAAGAGGAAGGGGAGGAAGAGGAGCAGGGAGGAGAGCCGCAGCCGGAGCCGCAGCCACAGCAAGAGCGAGAGGAGCAGAAAGCGGGGCGGCAAGCGAGACAGCAAGUCGGGCAGCGGCAAGAAGAAGAAGAAGGAGGACGCCGAGCGCUCCCAGUCCAGGUCGCGCUCCCGCUCCGCCUCCAAGGAGCGCGAGCACGCGAAGGCCGAGUCCGGCCCGAGGGAGGGCCGAGGGGAGAGUGCGGAUGCCGGCGCCCAUCAGGAGACCCGGUCCCGGUCGAGGUCCAAUUCCAAGUCCAAACCGAACCCUCCGUCAGAAUCACGCUCCAGAUCAAAGUCCGCUUCAAAAACCCGGUCUCGGUCCAAGUCCAGAUCCAGGUCUGCGUCCAGAUCGCCCUCUCGGUCUAGAUCCAGGUCCCACUCGCGGUCCUAACUGGCUACGACCACAGCUGGAACUCCCCGAGAAGUCUUUUGUACAUGUUUGGUAGCCGUAGCACAAGUGAUCGAAGUAGAACAUACGUCACUGCUGUACAUUUUUAACUCCCCUAAUGGUGUGUCUACAAUUGUUAAAUCUAAGUGCUUCCUCUCCGUAAAGCCUCCUGGCGCCAGGCCUUCCUGCUCGACUGAAAACAAUCUUCUCUUUGAAAACCCCCUUUACUCCUGGCCCACAGUAGAGUAUCCAAAACGCCUCGGCUCUCAGGCCUGGCCUUUCCCACAGGGAGCUCAGUACCUGGAUGGCUUUCAGGCUGGAACGGUGACAUAGGUAGGUACGGUGAGUUCGGCCAUUUUUGCCCUCGAAUUGAUGCCCUUUGAUGUUUGCCAUUUAGUGAAAGUGCUAAGUCUUAAGUUUCCUACCACUUUGGUUUCAUACUUUUGGACUUAACAAAGUUGUGAAUAGCACAGUCGAGGAAAAUUGAUACCUGCAGUAACCCAUAGGAAAUAAACUGUAGAGUUCCAUAUUCUGGUAUUGUGAUUAUAUUGUUUUAUAUUAAAAAAGAAAAGAAAAGAAUUUUUUUUAAUUUUAUUUUUCCCCGUCUUGCAAAGUAUAGUGACCCCUGUUUCCAUUAAAUUUGAAUAAAGACUAUUUUUGCUUGACAAGA
Neofelis nebulosa (Clouded leopard) is the source of this 2317-nucleotide messenger RNA. It is a transcript of the gene SRSF4, whose product is annotated as serine and arginine rich splicing factor 4. NCBI's taxonomy places the organism in Eukaryota, Metazoa, Chordata, Mammalia, Carnivora, Felidae. The coding region runs from base 151 to 1650 and encodes 499 amino acids. Gene Ontology annotation, molecular function: mRNA binding. Gene Ontology annotation, biological process: alternative mRNA splicing, via spliceosome; mRNA splice site recognition. The transcript has 6 exons. Gene Ontology annotation, cellular component: ribonucleoprotein complex; cytoplasm; nucleus. The record is from RefSeq and is a predicted model, not a curated record.